Molecule: messenger RNA, 684 nt
Organism: Struthio camelus australis
Lineage: Eukaryota; Metazoa; Chordata; Aves; Struthioniformes; Struthionidae
Gene: CLRN3
Product: clarin 3
Source: RefSeq, a predicted model, not a curated record
AUGCCAUCCCGAAAAAAAACGCUCAUGUUCACGGCCGCCUUUUUCACCAGCGCUUUCUCCUUCGUGCUGGUUUGCGUCGUUCUUGCAACCCGGCACUGGAUCACUAGCGACGUUUACUUCUCGCGGACGAAUUCCUCCGUGACCGUCUCCCUCACGUACGGGCUUUUCCAAGGCAGCUGCGAGCAGACGGUGGCGGGAGGCCUGCAGGUUUUGGAAAGCUCCUUCCAAGUCGCAGAUCACCUGAAAACCGCUGAGACAAAAAGCACCAACAUUGCGGUUAUCGUGCUCCUGGUUCUCGCUUUGCUGAGCUCCCUUCUGAGCUCUGGGUUUACGGGCACGAACGCUGUGAGCAAUCCCUACCAGACCUUCCUGGGGCCCAUCGGCAUCUACACCUGGAACUCCUUGAACGGAAUCCUCACACUUCUGGUCCUGAUACUUUUUGCAGUGAACAUAGAAAGCAAUGGCCUCUCGGUGGAAUUAGCUGAGGGAUGUUUUUCUGUUCCAAUGACAUAUACUAAAUCAAAAAAUAAUUAUGGAUACUCAUAUUGGAUCAUGCUGCUUAUCAUUUUUUUGAACAUUUCUACUAUCAUCAUCAUAUUUUUCUAUGACCACGCCAGGUAUUAUAAGAAGAAAGAGCAGGAAAGACCCAUUGAAAGUGCACCAAAAGAUGUCAUUCUGUUUUAA